GUUUAAAGGGACUAUCCGGAUAGUUUUUCCUCAAAAUGGGCAGUGCUGGUGCUGCUCUCCUCCUAUCCAUUCUGCUGCAAUGCGCCAGUGUAUUCGCAGUCAAAGUUUCCUAUACGUGCCAUGAGACGACAGUUGCAGAUAAGGAGUUCCGGUUGAACUUCCGGUUGGAUCCAGAAAGCAACACCGAUAUCACUGGUGUUAAGACUUACGUAUCACCUACCGUGCUAACUAGCCCAGAGUGUUCGGCAACGUUAAGUGGCGGAAUAUACGAGCUCAGCACCACCAUAGACGUAGGCACAUCCGAAUGUGGUGCUACAUUAGACAGCGGUACGGUCUACAAAAUGUUAGUUCGCGCUGAAGGGACGGUAAAUUACUACGAGAUACAGUGUGAUACGUCUAGCCUUCUGAAAAGUACGGUUAAAACAUCGGAGUUUCAAACAUCAGCGGUGAAGUCAAACUACAUGCACCGACCAAAUCCAACUGAUGUGAAAUUCCAAGUUGUUGAAGCUGAUGGCAGUUACGUUCCUACGAGUAAUGUGUACGAAGGCCAGGAUAUCAAACUGAGGCUUAUCUACAACAAAGGAGCAAUAGAAUAUGGUCCUCAAAAUCUCGGGUAUGUUUUUCAUACGGGGUCCACCCCGCACUUCGGAGAGACAGAAUUGAUCAUCCAGAUAAUGACACCUGGUCUGGGGACGGAAGUGAAAAUUGAGGGUCAACUUGAUGGAAAUGAGUUCAUCUAUUACUCGAAAGUGAAACGGGAUAGCGCGGUGGAGAUAACAAUACCAAACGAAUAUUAUGGCCCCGGCAAUGGAGCUGGAAAGUCAAACUGGAAAAUUGUGGGUAAAGCCAUCAAAAUAACAGCUCUACACGAUCGAAUAGGAGUCAAGGUCAUUUCAAGGGCGAUCGGAUCCUUUACCGAGAGAUCGUUCAUAGCUAUACCCGACGACGCUGUUUCGCAUGAAAGCACUUAUGAAUACACUCUCCACAAUAUCGAUGCUGUAACUGCUCAAGUUAUAGCAAUACCAUUUGGAUCAAGUACGAUUAAUGUUGCGUUUAACGACUACGAUGCUGCAGCCGACGGCGUUAAAAUAGAUGGAACCGCUGUAGUUUCUGGAUCUACCAAUGAAAAUGUUAUGCUGUCGGAAUAUGAUGUUUUUGAAUUGAGAUGUGGCCCUACCGCUGAGUGUGCAAAUAUUCAUUUGACAUCAAGUGAACCGUUUGUUGUUUUGGUUACUCGGGCUACUGGGACUUUUUCUAGCUAUGACGAAGACCUUGCGACUAUGCUCCUCCCAAGCCACAACAGUGCAGAACGCUACGUUCUCUUCUACCCGCCUAGUUUUGAUAACUCCUAUACCAUGGUUGACCCAGUGGACGACCAGAGAGUUAGCUUUCUUACACCAGGUGGUCUUGAACAAAAAGGCGGGAGCACUGAAAAUUACAAUUAUUUUGAUAAAAAGAGGAGUCAGUUUAGUGGAUUUACGGGGGAUGCUUUUGAAAUCAUGUCCGAUAAUCCAAUAGCUGUAUAUGGAGUUUUUCCAGACAAUGAUCCUGCAACCACUCAGGAUAGAGCAACCUUCACUCUUCCGUCAAUCUCUCAGUGGGGUGUUCGCCAGUAUUUCUACGCUACUGAAGGGAGAAAAUACGACCUAUAUUUUGUAGCGUACAAAACCGACAUGGCAGAAAUAAAGUUGAAACUAGGGACCAUAACAACAAGUUUUACUGGACCAUCGUUGGGGGACGCAGCAAGCUUUUCCACUAAUCGGGCGGACGUCCCAAGAGUUCAAGGUGAAACUGGGGUACGGUUUGAGUACUUUUUUCUGCUUGACUUUGAGGUGGAGGACACCGAUGCGUUUGCCACUGAAUCGGGUCUGGUUGAAUUUCGAUCAAGACGACCUUUCAUGUUGAUGAUUAUUGAGAAAGCCGCGGACGGCACAAUGAGGCAAGCGUAUUCGCCAUGGGGUGUUAGGUACCCUACAACGAAUCUUUGUACGCCGACUACGAGUGAUCACACUUUUUCGCCUGCAUUCGGUGCCUCUUUUAGCACAAAACCUGGUGAUCUCCUGGAUAACGAUUGUGACGGUCUCGUCGAUGAGGAGCUUAACAAUGGAAUAAACGAUGAUGGUGCAAUAAACGGCGACACAAAUGUUGACGAAGAUUUGGCUUUAGGGGAAAUAUAUGAAAGAGGCAUCGAAGUCGAUAAGUUAGUGUUUGAUGUUCUUGGUUCAUUUGAUUCUUCAAACAUGGAGACGGUUAUCAGCGGCGGUUGCAAUACUGAAGCUGAAAUAUUCAGCGGCAUUGGCACCUUCUCCCACAACACCGAUCUGAGUAGUCUGUUUGAUGAUUACUGGGUGCUGGAUUCGGAAACAUUUGACGCUUUCAAGAUCACGUCAGAGUCGGACGUGUAUUUUCAAGUUGAAUACGACGUGUGUUAUGAUGGCGAUUUGGAGACAACUUGCGCUAACCCUACGUGCCGGAAACGUCGGUCAUCGGACAGAAAGAAGGAAGGCUCCGGGAGGAGGGCUAUAACAAGUUUGAAGUUACAUCGGAAUGAUUCGACUGAAAUUAAAGACGCGAUUCGAGAGGAAAAGCCGGAAUAUGAGAAGGAUGACAUCAUCUUUGGACAUCCCUGCUUCUCAAGUGUUGAAUUCUGGACUCGAGUUGGAGGACUAUUGGCUAUCAUUCUGAUGGAAGCAUCAAUAAUUGGUGGAAUGCUGGCUUAUAAACGCCGAGUUUUAAAUAGUUUUAAAUAAAAUGCUCCCAUCAAUUGACAAACAUUCUCCUAUUAUAAAUAAUCAGAUUUGUGUACUCAUUCCAAUAUCUUAGGCAAUUUAGCGACAUUGAAAUGUUUUGUAUUUGUUAACGUUUAGUUUGUCAUGUUAUUUAAGUGGUAUGUUUUAUGAAAAUCUUAUAAUGCAUGAAAGGUUAAUAUUGAGACUUCAUUUACAAUGAGUGAAUUCCUUAUCAAAUUGUCCUUUUAAUUGGAUAAAACACAUCGAAGGAUUUUACAUACUAUUAAUCGAGGUCAGGUUUAACAAAAUCCGGUAAGUUUUGAUGACAUUUUAAUAAAUAAUUGAUUUAUCAUUAAAAAGUUCUGCAUGUUGAAGUGUUGUUUCUUUGUUUCAACAGCUAUUUUGUAAGUUAAAACGAACAUACCUUAUUUUCAAUUUUCUUACAUUCGAUGGCAUUAUUGUUUUAUUCUACUACCGUUGAAACUCUGUUUAAAAGAAGGCAUGCUAUUGUGUUCCUGUUUCUCUGUUACAGUUGCGGUAACACAGUGCUAAAUAAUCUAGUUUUGUCAAAUUAUGUAAA
This is a messenger RNA of Mya arenaria, 3309 nucleotides long. RefSeq lists its product as uncharacterized. Bases 36 to 2750 code for a protein of 904 amino acids. The transcript is spliced from 21 exons. The record is from RefSeq and is a predicted model, not a curated record. NCBI's taxonomy places the organism in Eukaryota, Metazoa, Mollusca, Bivalvia, Myida, Myidae.